AUACAUUUUGCUACGCCAAUGUCUUAUGUCCAAUUGAAGACUUCAUUGAUACUGCAAGGGGCAGAACAAGACGUAACCGCCAUACUACCCUUUCAUGUACGAUUCUAUUUUUUCUAAUUGCAAUCUCAUACACUCUUUUUGUCGAGGCUCUUUAUUCUCUUGAGGAGUAUAUUCAAGACUCUAGUAACCAGCUGGCUGGCUGUAACUUCAUGGAGGUCUUAUUGUAAUAUCAUCAAUAUAUACUUUUUAAUACUUGGUUCUUUGCCACCCAUCUUUCGUUUAAAUUCAAAUCUUUAUUGUUAUAUCUCCAGGCGAGAUGACUUCCCUUCUAUGUGGCCUAGCCCUCACGCUCUUUACGAAACAUGUUGCCGCCUUGCAGGUCACACCAAAUUCACCCUGUGCUUCCCUCUGUGUAGAUUCUAAUAGUCUCGACUUGUCCGACCCAAACUCGUCAACGAUAGGCACAGAUGAUAUUACCUGUUACGAUUCCGAAUAUGCUUCCUCGUCUACAGGGCAAACGUUCCAGAAAUGCCUGAGCUGUCUCCAAGACAGCACCUUUUCUCAAGGGAGUGAGAACGAUCAACUGGCGUUCUUAUAUAAUCUAAGAUUUACAUUUGGCCAUUGUACUUCCGGACCUUGUUCUACCUCCACCGCGUGUGGUGACCUAGAAACGGCUUGGACGAAUAGUGAUCUGGACGAUAAGAAGAGUGAUUAUUCGUACUGUGCUGCGAACGGGGCCGUAACAGACGAUGCGGUGUCUAAGUGUCAAUCCUGCGUGGCUGCUUCUGGGAGCCAGGAUUACUUAGCCAACUUUCUUACUGCUCUAGAUACGGGUUGCAAGCAACAACCGCUUGCAGGUACCCUCUUAGGGUUGAACGAUACCGUCUUUUCCAAGAAUAUGAUCAGUUCGAUCGAUCCGACUGCCGAAGGGACCAUCGAGGGUGACAAGAAACCAAUUCUAUCAACAACGCAAAUUACCGGAAUUGCCGUCGGUGGCGCUGUUGCCGUGCUCGCUGUAGCCGGCUUCUUCCUCAUACGUUGCCGUAAACGACGAAAUCGUCGUCUCAUUGUUGGAGAUACCAAAUUCUCAGGAAAGGGGCAAAAGAAGGACCGACACCGCUCAUCCCUCUCGUUCCGCUGUCAAACCCAUUUAACCCCACGAUCUCCGGCCUUCUUCCCAAACCCUGCAGAUGCCAUCAUCGAGGAGAAGAACCCGUAUGCAGGUCCUCACUCUGCUCUCGGUUCUCAUCCUCUUGUUGCCCCCGAGUCUCCAAGGCAAGCGACAUGGUUGGCCGAGAAGACCCGACCAGGUUUUGGUCCGUCCCCCGCCAUGAACGAUAGGAUGGUACCAUUACCUACCAUCACCACGGCCGUUCCUACAAUUCCCGGGAAUGUGCAUUAUUUAGGCUCCCCUAAACCUGCAUUCUUCUCGCCUGUCGAUGAGCCGGGGAGCACCACUAGCACGAAGAGCACAGCGCAGCUUCUGCCCUUGAGGCAGUAUAAUCCUGCCGAGUAUGGGAUGACUUCACCCCAGGUGGGUGUGAGUCCCGAUGGCAUGUAUAGUAGUCCUACUUCUGGUACUACCAACAGCCCCCUAUUAAGUCGUGUCUGGGAACAAAGAACACCGACGUGGGAACUUCCGCCGCGCGCAUCUAGCCGACCUUCCGGCGUUGGGGCUUGGGAGAGGGUUGCAGCCGGGGUCGCGGCGAAGAAUAAAAGGAGUAGUAGCAAUUGCGGAAGUCCAGUUAAGACUACGCAGUUCAGUUUGCAUUAUCCACCACCGCCUGGCCAGCGAUAGCUCUCGUGCGCUUAUCUGGAUACAGGCUUGUGUAGAUUGACGUCCGCGCAGAAGGCGUGUAAGUUGGUCUUCGGGUGCGAUGGAAAUAAGGGGCAUGGAAUGAUGAUGAAGGGAUGAUGUAG
Molecule: messenger RNA, 1920 nt
Organism: Hypoxylon fragiforme
Lineage: Eukaryota; Fungi; Ascomycota; Sordariomycetes; Xylariales; Hypoxylaceae
Exons: 4
Coding region: 317-1798 (493 amino acids)
Source: RefSeq, a predicted model, not a curated record